Molecule: messenger RNA, 4989 nt
Organism: Daphnia carinata
Lineage: Eukaryota; Metazoa; Arthropoda; Branchiopoda; Diplostraca; Daphniidae
Exons: 4
Coding region: 1-4989 (1662 amino acids)
Biological process (GO): DNA integration; proteolysis
Molecular function (GO): aspartic-type endopeptidase activity; nucleic acid binding
Source: RefSeq, a predicted model, not a curated record
AUGAUCGAUAACGAACAAACCGCCCAGGAGGAAAUAGGAGCCAUCGGAGGUGUUCCGCCCCAAGAAGAGAUCGAAACGUGGAAAAGAAGAAGAACUCAGCUGCGCAAACAGAUAACGGUCACUCGUCGCCACACCGAUUCACUGAUACUUAGUGGAGGCUCACGGGGAGCCAUUAAGGGACUAAUGGAACAUCUGAGGAACCUGAAUCACGACAACCGUCAUGUACACACGGAUCUCAUGGGUACCGACCCAGAUACCAUCGAGAAUGACAAGCAGGAAGCUAUGCACCUGCGUUACGUACAGCAAUCUGGCGAAAUGUACGAAAUGGUGGAAGGCUAUUUAACCUCCAGGCUGGACGAUCCAGCUUCUGAAAUCCAAGAGGAUCCUAGGCAAUCGUUUCCCGCAGUCGGAAUCGGACGACAAGAAAGAGAACCGUACAGGACUAUUGACAAUUUAGCCGUACCAAGAAGACCUGAAGAGAUCCAAAAUCUACAAGAAAGACACCCCGGUUCCCAAGCCGAAGCGGGUGCAAUAAGCAGAGCCUUGAGUUCAUUAACAGUAGAUGACGACGAACGCUAUUCAUCAGUCAGCCAACGACCAAUUCCAACCAGUCGACCACAUGCUGCUGGCAAAGAGAAUGUCAUUCCGAAAAGGAUAGUCAAUGUGCCAUGGGUGAGCGAUAGGAGCAACGCCCCGGACGACUGGAUAGACCAAUACAGCAACGGCCGGUUGCCACCAGAGUCCAGCCAACAUCACUUCCGUUCGUCAGUCUCGGCGGAGUUGGAAGUCUAUCACGGAAGGGCACUACAUUGGUUCGCAUGGAUUGACGUCUUCAAGGCCCUAGUACAUGACACUCCGAGGUCCCCAGGAGAAAAGAUUGCCUUAUUGAAAAGAUACCUUCGAGGUGACUGUCUAGACGUAAUAUACGGACUCGGAGGUGGAGAGGAAGCCUACAUAGAAGCGCUAGUAAGACUGAAGCAGACCUGUGGGAGACGCGACGUUAUGAGAGCAGCACAUAUACAAGCAAUUGACCGGUUAGAGCUGAAAUUGGAUCCAAGAACGUUCAAAAGAUAUGCCGAGAAAAUUCGCCCCCACCUCUUCGAUCUUACUCGAAUUGAAGUUUCACCAGCUGAUGUCAUCGAAAGGGAAAAUGGGAGAGACCUAGAGCAUAGAAGCCUCAACGAUUUUGGAAGAUGGCUUUGCAAUAGAGCCUCAGCAUACCAAAACGCUCCCAGCAUAGCGGCGGAACAGAGUGCCCCAGUAGCCAGAAACAAUUUUCCCGACAAUCGUCGUCCAGCACGCGUGCAUCAAGGAGCCACAACUUCUCCAGAUAUCAGAGGAACGGUACUCGACCGCCCAUUUUGCUUCAAAUGCGAGAAAACCCACAAACUGACCGACUGCACAGAAUUCCAAGGGCUCUCCAUCGGGGAGCGAGUCAUGUUCUGCGUUCGUCAUCACCUAUGCUUCUGCUGUUUCAGCCCCAAGCAUUCUGUCCAAAGCUGUCCGAAAAGAAGACCCUGCAAACAUACCGGUUGCCGAUACAGCCACCACGAAGUAUUGCACGACUCCGGAAAUCUAUCUAUAAAACGAGCCAAACCAUCGACAGCCCGCACCGGCAGGCAGAGGGUGGAUUUGGGAAUGAUGCGGUUGGAAGUGAGCUCAGUCGACGGGAAAUGGUCCCAACUGGUGAACGUGUUUAUCGAUGAGGGAAGUGACUCCACUCUCAUGACAGACUCAUGCGCCCGAUCUUUAAACAUACGAGGAAUCCCGCAAAUCCUUGAAGUGGAUGGAGUCGGUGGUGAAGUACGGCAACACUCCUCACAACGCGUACGAUUCUUGAUCCGUUCAGAGACCGGAGCUCUAUUUCCAAUAUCCGCUUCUACCAUGAAAAGGGUGGCGAAUCCAGCUCCCGUGAUCAACUGGAACGUCAAGAAACAAAAUUGGAGCCACCUGAGAGAUAUACCGGUGGGCGAAGUAGGGGGCGACAUCGAUGUACUGGUAGGCAUGGACCAUGCACAUCUGUCAAUGGUUCAGGAAGGCCGAGGCGGAAAGGCAGGUGAGCCCGUAGCCUCCCGUACUCAAUUGGGGUGGAUUAUCCGAGGCGUAACCGACACGCAAGACACCUUGGCCACCGUCCGAAGCAAUCGAGUUAUCAGCAGUACCUACUCCAAAGAUCUGAACACUCAACUUCGCAGGUUCUGCGAUACGGAGGAGUUCGGAACGGAGUUUCAGGCUGGAUGUUUGUCACCUGAAGACAAAAGAGCUCUAGCAAUAGCAGUCUCAGGAACGAAAAGGCUAGACGUCGGUUAUCAAGUUCCGAUCACCUGGCGAGAGGGAGAACCAAAUCUGACGAAUAACUACGAAAUGGCCAUCAACCGAUGGAAGAGGUAUGCAUCAGUAGUCAAUAACGAAUCGACUGCAAGGUAUUUUCUGGCACACCACGGCGUCUACAAAGGAUCAAAACUUCGAGUAGUUUUCGACACUGCAGCCCCCUUCAAAGGCAAAUGUCUCAACAAUGCAAUAAUAGCUGGCCCGGCCCUUCAACCAUCUCUCGCAGCCGUAGUCAACCGUUUCAGAUUGUACGAGAUCGCCUGGGCGGCGGAUAUCGAGGCCAUGGGAAACCGAGCCGAAAACCUGCCGGAUGGAUCGUCUACCGUUUGGGGCGAGCUGUUCCCCUUCGUCGCCAUUCACACAAUCCGGAAGAUUAUGGAAGAUGCUGGUGCAAAUGAAAGGAUUACUACCGCCGUCCGAGAUAACAUAUAUGUGGACGAUUACCUUAACUCUGCCCCCGGUAUCACAGACGCGACGCAAGAAGCUACAACGAUCCGUAAUUAUCUGCUCGCUGCGGAUCUCAAACUGCAGGGGUGGAUAUCAAAUUCACCGGAAUUCGUCCAAGGUGUAAUGGGAAAGGAACACGUGCUGUCUUCGUCACCAACCACCCAUUCUCUAGUGCAAAAUCCCGACGAAAAGGUUCUGGGUGUAUUUUGGAACACCCUUAAGGACUCCCUCGGAUUCAACGUAGCUAACCGUCCCGACACCUGCUUCACCCGCGUAAACCUCAUUAGUAAAGUGGCCAGUGUCUUUGACCCCCUCGGCACCGCCUCUCCAUUGAUAGUAAAGGCCAAGAUACGCCUGAGAGAACUCGGCGUCAAAGGAUUGAAAUGGACCGACGAAGUGGUUGGCGACGACCGGAAAUGGUGGGAACAGUGGUUCAACGCCCUAAAAUUAUUGGGUGAUGUGGAAAUCCCUCGCUGUCUCUUCCCUGCGGUAUCGACUAUUACCUCUUCAGAAAUCCACACCUUCUGUGAUGCUUCGGAAGAAGCCUACGCGGCAGUGGUCUACAUCAGAAAUAGCUACGACAAAAACUGCAAGCAGACGAUAAGGAUACACCAAAUCAAGGCGGCCAACAAGUUAGCUCCCAAAAAAUGUCUCUCGGUUCCGAAGCUGGAACUAAACGCGGCCUUGCUGGGCGCCCGGCUCGCCAAAACCGUCGGAACGUCACUCCCUCCUGGAAUGAUAUCCAGCAGAAAAUUCUGGACUGACAGCAGCACUGUCCGAAAUCGGAUCCGAGCCACAGCAGCCCAUUAUCAAGUCUUCGUGAGCAAUCGCAUUGGAGAAAUACAAACCAUCACCGAACCCGACGAAUGGCGCUUCGUCCCGGGCGCUCUAAAUCCGGCGGAUGCCGCGACCCGCUCCACUCUAGAUGGAACCAUUUUCCCAGUUGCCUGGCUUAAAGGACCGAAAUUUCUCUCACAGUCUGGGCAGGAAUGGCCGAUGGAUCUUCCGUGGAUAGCGGUAAACGAGGAGAAACGUCCCGCACGUACACUCGUCAUCACGCAGCCGGUUCAGAGAGACUGGACCCAAAUCCAAAUUACUCCAGAACUGUCUUGUCUUCCCUCACUGUGCCAACUAGACCCUGUCUUCUUUGAUGUAAUCAAACAGUGUCAGGUCGAGGCGUUCUCUGAAGAACUAAGACGCCUAAAGAAUAAUAAAACCCUGCACUCUAGCUCCUCGCUGUUGGCCCUGUCUCCGAUCCUCGACAAAGAUGGGCUACUUAGACUUGGUGGACGAAUUGGUCGCGCACGCCUGCCCUACGAUCAGCUGCAUCCGGUACUCUUGCCCGGAAAACACCCGCUCGCCGAGAAAAUCGUCCACGCGUUCCAUACGCGACUCAAUCAUGUAGGAACGGACUUCCUCCUCUGCUACAUACGUCAACAUUUUUGGAUGACAAGCGGGAGAGAAUUAGUGAAGAAGAUCCGCAGGGAUUGUCCCAUCUGUAGGCGUAAUCGAGCCCGACCGGGCGAACAAUUGAUGGCCGAGUUACCAGAGUCCCGCCUCGACUAUGGCACCAUUCCCUUCACUCGAACAGCCGUGGAUCUAUUCGGCCCAUUAGAGAUCAGCUCGUAUCGUUGCAGAAUCGCUAAAAGAUGGGGCGUGCUGUAUACAUGCCUGGUAACCAGGACAAUAUUCUUGGAAUUAGUACCGUCGCUUUCAUCUGAAGACUUUCUCCUAUCCCUGCGCAGAUUUAUCGCCAUGUAUCGUAGCCCAGCAGUCCUUCAUUCCGACAACGGGACGAACUUCGUCGGCGCGGAAGGCGAGCUACGAGAGGCAGCCAUCAAAUUACAUAGCUCCGAAGAGGUGCCCGCGUUUAUGCACAGUACCCGUAUACGCUGGAUCUUUCAACCGCACCGUACUCCCCAUUUUGGAGGAGCUCACGAGGCCUUAGUCAAAAUCACCAAGAGAGCUCUCUACGAUGCUUUAGAAAGAGAGAAAGGAGCCUUCCGUCAUCCUAGCGAGGAUGUACUUCGAACGGUGCUUCAUGAAGUCGCGGGGCUGCUAAACACUAGGCCGCUGACAUAUGCCAGCUCCGAUCCGGAAGAUUUCCGCCCCCUAACGCCAAACGACUUCUUAAAUCGUGCACCGACCGCAUAUCCCCCCGCUGGAUGCUAUGACGACGCGCAACCGCGAGAACGUUAUCAAUGCCUGUAA